Monomorium pharaonis (pharaoh ant) is the source of this 1392-nucleotide messenger RNA. RefSeq lists its product as uncharacterized. The record is from RefSeq and is a predicted model, not a curated record. NCBI's taxonomy places the organism in Eukaryota, Metazoa, Arthropoda, Insecta, Hymenoptera, Formicidae. The transcript is spliced from 4 exons. Bases 880 to 1296 code for a protein of 138 amino acids.
UGAUUGGCUAUCGCGUUGCAAAGCUCGCCAUGCGCGUGCGCGAUUGGCGACUCUCGGUAGCUAAGCGAGCGACGUGUGUGAGUGGAGAGACAUUCUUACGUGGUGUGUGUGUGUAAAGUUAGCCGGCAGUAGCCAGCAGUUCAUCUGCAUUUUUGAAAGACUGCAGAAAGAGGGUCUCAACGCUGAGGAGAUAUCCGAGCUGCAGCGGGAAAUUUAUAAAACGAAGCGACGUAGACGAUGUUAUGUCGCAGCAAAGAUUAAUCGACGGGAAGGUAAUUGAAUGUCGAAUACAAGUUGCGGAAAGAUCCGAAGUUGAAAAAGGUACAAGGUGCGAAAAAGGUACGAGGUACGAAAAAGGUGAACGCACCUUGAUAUUGGAAAUAGAGAAAUUAACCUUGAUAUUGGAAAUAGAGGACCUAAAGCUCCGUAAGUACAUAGCUGUUUAUACAUUGAAGUCCGUAGAAUUGAAUGUUACUGAUACGGUUACUUGUAUUAAUCAUUUUGUUUAAUUAACGUGUAUUUCUUUGCUCGCCGGCUUAAAACGAAUUAAAUAUUGUGGCAAAUUAACAGUUUUAUACAAAGUAUUUAACUUUGCUUCAAGAAACUCUUUGUUAGAGUACUUUUAUGGAAAUAUAAAAUUCUUAUAAAAAUAUAACAUAAAAUAUAAGUUAUUACUAAAAUUAUAUGAAAUAAUUAUUUUUGAAUGUUUUGAAUCUUUUUUCGAUAUUUGAACGUAUUUCUUUACUAAUUGUAAAAGGAUUUAUCCCAUUUAAAGAUAUAUCGGCCCAUACAUUAUAAAUUCUUUAUCUACUUCUUGAAUGUCAUCCUUCUUUGGCCAUCUAAACUCAUUUAAAUUAGCAGAUAAAAAUUUAAUUUUACAUGUAUUUUUUUCUAUACGUAACACUCUUGAACGCGAGACAGGAAGAAUUGGAAAACUUUUUACCAGUUUUUCCAUUGAAAACGCUAAAUGAUUGGCAUGAAUUUGAGACAUUAUUGUCAAACAACGCUGCUGCGCGUGAACAGCUUGAGAAAAUGUUUUCCACUCGUGGGGGAAAAAAUGGUGCUGAGCAUAUUCGACGAAUAUUACGAGCCGUGUUUUCGCCUUGUGUAGCAACAAAAAUAUCCUGGCAAGGACUCAAAAAGAAUGAAAAGUUCAACGGAACUUUCGUUUUACGUGCAUUAUUUAUUUCUGCAAAGCAGCAUUUCAAUAUUGACGAUAGGAAUGUGGAGUUAACCAUAAUUAACUGGUUCCGCCGUUCGUCUGAGAGGAUAAAAAACCCAGAAGACAAUAUCUGAAUGUAUAUUAUAUACCUACCUGAUAAAAUAAAACUUAAUUGUUUGUUUUUCUUCUCCUUUAUAUAUAUAUAUAUAUAUAAAAUAUGUCAAAGUGAA